AUGAGGACUCUGUGGAUGGCGCUGUGCGUGCUGGCGCGGCUGUGGCCCGGGGCCCUGGCCGGCUGCGCGGACGCCGGGCGCUGCUGCCCCGGCCGGGACCCCGCCUGCUUCGCCAGCGGCUGGAGGCAGGACCGGGUCUACGGGACGUGCUUCUGCGACCAAGCCUGCCGCAUCACCGGGGACUGCUGCUUCGACUAUGCCAGGGCGUGCCCAGCUCGCCCGUGCAUCGUUGGGGAGUGGAGCCCCUGGAGCGGUUGUGCGGGCCAGUGUCGGCCCACGGCGCGCGUGCGGAGGCGCGCGGUGCAGCAGGAGCCUCAGAACGGCGGCGCGCCCUGCCCGGCCCUGGAGGAGAGAGCCGGCUGCCUGGAGUACGCGACGCCGCAGGGCCAGGACUGCGGGCACGCCUUCGUCCCAGCCUUUAUAACUACCUCCGCGUUCAACAAGGAGCGAACAAGACAGGUGGCCUCCCCACACUGGACCACGGACACAGAAGAUGCUGGAUACUGUAUGGAGUUCAAGACAGAGUCAUUGACUCAUCACUGUGCCAUGGAAAAUCGCCCCUUGACCCGAUGGAUGCAAUAUCUCCGAGAGGGCUACACAGUGUGUGUGGACUGUCAACCUCCAGCUAUGAACUCUGUGAGCCUUCGUUGUUCUGGUGAUGGCUUGGACUCUGACGGAAAUGAGACCCUCCAUUGGCAAGCAAUUGGCAACCCUCGAUGUCAAGGAACUUGGAAGAAAGUUCGGCGGGUAGAACAGUGUUCUUGUCCAGCUGUUCACAGUUUCAUUUUCAUAUAG
Molecule: messenger RNA, 795 nt
Organism: Rangifer tarandus platyrhynchus (Svalbard reindeer)
Lineage: Eukaryota; Metazoa; Chordata; Mammalia; Artiodactyla; Cervidae
Source: the annotation of a GenBank genome assembly